GAUUAGCGCCUCUAAUGUUUGGACGCCGGGAGGCGGAGCACAAUCACGGGCAAAGAAUCAGGCCCUUCUGGCUUGGCCCGACUGAUGAAACUGACUCACCAUUUGAUCAGCCAAAACUUGUUCUCUUUCAGAUAGCUGCAAUCAGAAGCGCCGAAUUAAUGCGCUCGUUUUCGUCCUGGCAGAGUCUAAUCACUACAGUAACAGGUAGUAAGUAGUAGACGCGUUGGUUUUGGCAUCGACUGUCGUCUCGCAUUUCGUUUCCCCAGGCAAGCAACCACCGAUCAUCGUUGGCCAGCCAACCGCAUACCAUACCUCCUGUCACUAGAAUAGGGAAAGACAUAUAGUCCGCAGACGUCUGUCAGAGACUCAUAUUUCGCAUUUCCCCAUAUCCCGGCUUCCCAAGUCUCGAUCACCUCACCUCACCCAUCGGCUGUAGUCUUCAACCCAAACACCGAAUCCCGAAAACAAGAAGCAGAGAUGCCGGCAGCAGCCACAAAGAGCGUCGUGGUCCACCCACUUGUACUUUUAUCCGUUGUAGACCACUACAACCGGACCGCCCGCAAUACGAAAAAACGCGUUGUCGGUGUAUUAUUGGGGCAGCAUGUGGGUGACAAGGUGAACGUUGCCAACAGUUAUGCAGUGCCGUUUGAGGAAGACGAAAAAGACCCGUCCAUUUGGUUCUUGGACCAUAACUACCAUGAGGCAAUGUAUGACAUGUUCAAGAAAGUCAAUGCGAAGGAAAAGAUUGUCGGAUGGUAUCACAGCGGACCGAAGCUUCGUGCGUCCGAUUUGGAGAUCAACGAGCUGUUCAAAAGAUACAUACCGAACCCGGUUCUUGUUAUCAUUGACGUCAAACCAAAGGAGUUGGGAAUACCAACAGAUGCGUACUAUGCUGUUGAAGAAAUCCAUGAUGAUGGCACGGCGACGACCAAGACGUUCAACCACAUGCUGUCUGUCAUCGAAGCCGAAGAAGCAGAGGAAAUCGGAGUAGAGCAUCUCCUCCGUGACAUCAAAGACACAUCUGUUGGAACGCUGUCGACGCAGAUCACGAAUCAGUUGAACUCUUUGAAAGGCCUCCAGUCACGACUCGAAGACAUUCGUGACUACCUUUCCAAGGUGAUUGCCGGCACCCUACCGAUCAACCACCAGAUUAUCUACAACUUGCAAGACAUCUUCAACUUGCUGCCGAAUCUUCAAGUACCCGACACGGUCAAGUCGUUCGCUGUACAAACGAACGAUGAGCUUCUAGUCAUGUACCUCUCAUCACUCAUUCGGGCGGUCAUCGCCAUGCAUGGUCUCAUUGAGAACAAGAUUAUGCUGCGUGAUGCGGAGCGGAAGGAAGACGAGGGUGAGAAUGGGACAUCAGCCGAGAAGGAGGAAGGAGAAAAGAAGGAAGGCGAGGAGAAGAAGGACGAGAAGGCUGGAGAUAAGGAGAAGGAGUCCUUGAAAGGCAAGGCUGCCGCUGAGAAGAAAUAGGGAUGGGGGAAAGGGAGGCCCAAGAGGUCUCGGUGAACGGGUGGACACCGGAGCACAUCAGGCGAACGGCGUGAUACUCGUACCAUUCUGUAAAUAAGCACGCCGUACCAGUGUGGCUUGACAUAACAUGCGCUCUUGCUUGGAAUUAGGACACUCUUUAUGGUGGUCAUGAGCCCUGGCUGGCAGAAGUGGAGGAAAU
This is a messenger RNA of Fimicolochytrium jonesii, 1675 nucleotides long. RefSeq names its product maintenance of mitochondrial structure and function-domain-containing protein. Gene Ontology annotation, molecular function: metallopeptidase activity; protein binding. The coding region runs from base 478 to 1476 and encodes 332 amino acids. NCBI's taxonomy places the organism in Eukaryota, Fungi, Chytridiomycota, Chytridiomycetes, Spizellomycetales, Powellomycetaceae. Gene Ontology annotation, biological process: proteasome-mediated ubiquitin-dependent protein catabolic process. Gene Ontology annotation, cellular component: proteasome complex; proteasome regulatory particle. The record is from RefSeq and is a predicted model, not a curated record. The transcript is spliced from 4 exons.